This is a messenger RNA of Ostreococcus tauri, 1173 nucleotides long. RefSeq names its product Alcohol dehydrogenase superfamily, zinc-type. Bases 1 to 1173 code for a protein of 390 amino acids. Gene Ontology annotation, molecular function: oxidoreductase activity. Lineage: Eukaryota; Viridiplantae; Chlorophyta; Mamiellophyceae; Mamiellales; Bathycoccaceae. The record is from RefSeq and is a predicted model, not a curated record. The transcript has 2 exons.
AUGACGGAACCGCACGCGCGCGUGACGUUUCGACGGAACCAGGAGGCGGGCGUGCGGAUCGAGCGCGUUCGGGCGAGUUGGAAAGACGUGGAGAAAGUUUGGAAGCCGUGGAGGCGCGCGAGGCGACUCUGGCGGCGAGGGAGGAACUUCGCGUGGUCGAUAUGGUCGAGCGACGACGCGUCGCUGCGGAUGCGGGAACGACCGCGCGUGCUCGUUCGCGUUCGAGCGGCCGGGGUGAAUCCGGUUGACACCAAGUGGUUGUACGGUGACAAGGUGUGCGCGUGGAUGACGGGUCUCGUGCGAAGCGCGGUGGAAGGCGCUGGCGUUGGAUUCGAUUUCUCUGGCGUCGUCGAGCGCGCGGACGAGGGAAGUGGGUUCGAGAUCGGUGAUGAAGUCUUCGGACUCGUUCCCUCGGACAUGAUCGCGCUGAAGUCGAACAAGAUGACGUUCCGCCAAGCCGCGUCCAUCGGCCUUUGCGGUGUCUCCGUCACUCAGGCGCUCGACCAAUUCAAAAGUAAAUUCGCGCCAUCACCUGCGCUUGUCAUCGGCGCUUCGGGUGGUUUGGGUCACAUGGCAUGUCAGAUUUGUGCGGCCGAGGGUGCUCGUGUCGUUGGCGUGUGCUCUCGCGCGAACCUCGAGUACGUGCGAUCUCUCGGCGUCGAAGCCGCUUUUCCGUACGACGACGACGCAGAAACCCUGGAACAACAUCUUGAACGUGCCGGUUACGCCGGCACGUUCAGGAUCAUCAUCGAUACCGUCACGUCGAACGCCAAAGAGGACGCGCGAUUCGAUUACGAAUCGCGAUUACGGCCUUUCGCAACCAAAGACGCCAGUUACGUCAAAUUCGGUGGCACUCCGGGGCGUUGGGCUAUGGCGCACAUAAUCCGACUCGGUGUACCACUGCGCGGCGUUGGCGCUCCGUUUUGGAUCUACUUUUACCAGUGCGAUCGCCAACUGCGAUAUCUCGCAGACGCGUUUGAUCGCGGCGAUUUCGUUCCGACGGUUGCCGAUUCGUUUCCAUUCACCGACGCUGGCGUUCGAGAUGCCUUCGCUCUCGUCCGCUCUCGACACGCCGUCGGUAAGGUUGUCAUCGACGUCGAUGUCGAUCAUACCGACACACGAACCGCCGCUUCAGAGAUCGCGCCGCCGAACGGCGUCGCGCGCCGCGCGUGA